Molecule: messenger RNA, 2209 nt
Organism: Tachyglossus aculeatus (Australian echidna)
Lineage: Eukaryota; Metazoa; Chordata; Mammalia; Monotremata; Tachyglossidae
Product: telomere repeats-binding bouquet formation protein 1-like
Exons: 14
Coding region: 123-1466 (447 amino acids)
Biological process (GO): meiotic attachment of telomere to nuclear envelope; homologous chromosome pairing at meiosis
Source: RefSeq, a predicted model, not a curated record
CCUGAGGAGGAGCCGCCACGUCCGGGAGAAGCCGGCGGCGGGCAGCCACCACAGUUAGCACGUGAGGCCGCGGGCGCCGAGGGGCCGGAGACCAGAUAAAGAAUAAGACUACCAAAGGAAAUAUGGAAGGUAAUAAGAGCAAGGGACUCACUUCUGCUGAGACUUAUUUGGACAUACUCCUGGAGUACAUUAAGAAGCAACUAGACAAUGUUCCUGUUGUAAAGAUUGCUUUGCUCUCAAUUGUUUCGAUUUGUCAAGAAAACAGUAAUGCGAGUGUUUAUUUUCAAGAUAUUGGCGGUUUGAAGUUGGUACGUAAUCUUGCAAGGUCAGAUGCGCCCAACAUGUUAAAAGAAUUUGCCCUGCAUGCAUUAGGAGCUCUAGCCAAUUCUAAUGUUCUCUGUCAGCAAAGUCUCUGUACUCCUGAAUUGUUUGAUGAACUGAUGACGUUCAUAGUUGAUGAGAAGACCAGCGUGAAUUCGCAGACAGUAUCUAUCUCUGUUCUAUUGAACCUGGUUUCCAAGAACAGUGCCGGACAAAUGCUUUUGAGAGAAACAGGCUGUAUCCCUGUUCUGCAAAAGUUAUUCAGAGAAACUCUCACAAAAUCUGAAAUUGAUUUCUUCAAUGCAAGUUUGAAGGAGAAAUAUUUCCUGUGGAACGCUGUGUGCAAUACUCUGGCUGCAGCUGUCAAUAAUCCUCAAAAUAAGGAAAAUCAGACAAUUUGCUCUUCCAUCUUGCCGCAUGUACAGACUUUGUUAGAAGCACGUAUACAGGCUGAGAUAAUUCAUCCUCUUUGCCUAUUGAUUGGACUCACAGUGGCAGGAAACACACCGGUUAAGGAAUUCUUCAUAUCUAUGGGUGGAUUGGAUGUUUUGGCUGACAUUUUUACCAACCUGGCCGAAGAUUCACGUCAGAAUAUGCCUAGUGCUAAAAUGGCAGUAUCGGUGACGUGUGUCAUGGGUCUCUGCAUUGCCCAGAACCAGCAAAAUCUGAUUCUCCUGCUCAAGAACAACGGCCUCAAACUUAUUAUAGACUCCUUUUCUGCAUCUCAUAAUGAAAUUGUAGGCAUCAUUGUUUCUGUUGUCCUGCAGAACUGUACGAUUUGGGCUGAGCAGUUCCUUGAUAAACUUCUUGCGUAUGUUUCAAAUGAGGUUUCUGAAAUGGAAAAUCAAGGAAGAGCUCUUGGCCACUUGAAGAAAACUAAAGAAACCUUGACUAAAGAACAGUUUAAAAGAGAAGAAGAUGAGGAACAAGGCCCUAAAACAGAAAGUGUGGUUGGAGAUUCCUUGCAGAAAGACAGUGACCAAGAAAAGGCUCUUCCAAAGCAAUGUUCUGAGUUAGGUGCUCAGAUUUACCACCCAUCUGCAAACGAUGAGCUAGAGAGUCAAUUAGAGAGUCCUGGAGGAGUUGUCACAGCUCCGGAAGACGAAAGGAGAGCACAGCAGCCACCAAAGGAAGAACAACACUAGAAUCCCUACGAAGGUGCAGAAGAAAAAGUAGCCUCCAUUUUGACUCCAGUAAAGAAACCGGGAAACCAUUGGAUUUGAAGUUCAUGGUCUUACCCAGGAAGGAAGACUACAGUGCAUCUUGCCUAUAAAUACUACAAGUUGGAGAAAUUAAAUGAUAUAUAAUUCCUGAAAGAAGGUUUUUUUGUAGAGAUUUUUUUAAAAAAUAGUAACUGUUCUUUGUUUUAAGCGAGUUGUGUCCUGCCAAAUCCGAGUGGUUUCCCUGUGUGAUAUUCAAAUGGGAGGCAGUGAUAUGGUUUUCUAAACGUGUUUAUGGUUGCAUGAGAUCUGGAUAACUUUUUUGCUUGUUAAAGAAGCAGGCAAAAAGAAACACGCAACUUGGACUGUUUUUAGCCGUUUGUUUUAGAAUUUGUCUUUUGUUUUACCUAAGACAAAUGAUUAAGGGGUGGCAGGGGUCACUAAAUGUUUUAAUAGGAUUUAUGAUGUUUUAAUUGAAUUUGAUUGUUAAAAAAUGUUCCUGGUGAAUGAAAUAAUUUGUGGAAUGUUAAAAAAUAUUAUUUUACCUAAGUCAAUAAGAGCCUAACUUACUACCGUGGAGUGAGUUAUGUACUAAGAAAGAACAUAGCCUAUUGUUCCCACGCGGUUGUGUCGUCUCUGGCUCAUACACAAAAGAGAAUAUAAGACACCCUUGAUCAAUAAGUGAAAUGUCUUAGGUAAGUUAAAGGAGAUGCCAUUAAUAAAUAAAA